CUCUCCUCCCCUUCCUUUUCCGCGAACUACACUUCCCGUGCUCCUUCCGGGGGAGGUGCAUUUUUAUGAAGUCACCCUCUUUCCCCUCCACCACCCCCCCUUUCCCUCUUUCCCACUCCUCCGGUGUAUGUGUGCGAUGUGUGGCGGAGGCGCCGACCCAAAGGACUGGAGGCUGGCGUUGGAGGAAAUAAUGAAAAAAGCGUGCCGGGGCUCUUGAUCAGAGAAGUGGGAAAUUGAGAUAAAGGCACUAACUAGGCUCAUGUUUUCGCCUGAUCAAGAAAAUCAUCCGUCAAAAGCACCAGUGAAAUACGGUGAACUGAUCGUCUUAGGAUACAAUGGCUCCCUUCCAAAUGGAGACAGAGGAAGAAGAAAAAGCAGAUUUGCUUUAUUCAAAAGGCCCAAAGCCAACGGGGUGAAACCAAGCACUGUACAUAUUGCCUGCACGCCCCAGGCAGCAAAGGCAAUAAGUAACAAGGACCAGCAUAGUAUAUCCUACACCUUGUCUCGAGUUCAAACGGUGGUGGUUGAAUACACACAUGACAGCAAUACGGAUAUGUUUCAGAUUGGCCGAUCCACAGAAAGCCCAAUCGAUUUCGUCGUGACCGAUACUGUUCCCGGAAGCCAAAGCAAUUCGGAGACUCAGUCCGUGCAAAGCACCAUCUCGAGGUUCGCCUGCAGGAUCAUCUGUGAACGCAACCCGCCUUUCACGGCGAGGAUCUACGCUGCUGGAUUUGACUCCUCCAAGAACAUUUUUCUAGGGGAGAAAGCAGCUAAGUGGAAGACCUCCGACGGGCAAAUGGACGGGCUGACCACCAACGGAGUCCUCGUCAUGCACCCGCGGAACGGGUUCACUGAAGACUCCAAGCCAGGGGUGUGGAGGGAGAUAUCUGUCUGCGGGAAUGUCUUCAGCCUCCGCGAAACAAGAUCGGCUCAGCAGAGGGGCAAAAUGGUUGAAAACGAAACCAACCAACUCCAAGAUGGCUCACUGAUCGACCUGUGUGGCGCCACCUUGCUGUGGCGCACGGCGGAAGGUCUUUCCCGCACUCCGACGGUGAAACACCUGGAAGCUCUGCGACAGGAAAUCAACGCAGCCAGGCCUCAGUGCCCGGUGGGGUUUAACACGCUAGCUUUUCCCAGCAUGAAGAGGAAAGAUGUCGUCGAUGAAAAGCAGCCCUGGGUUUACCUGAACUGUGGCCACGUCCACGGCUACCAUAACUGGGGGAACAAAGAAGAGAGAGACGGGAAAGAUCGAGAAUGUCCCAUGUGCCGAUCGGUCGGCCCUUAUGUGCCUCUCUGGCUUGGGUGUGAAGCUGGGUUUUAUGUGGAUGCGGGGCCUCCCACUCAUGCGUUCAGCCCCUGUGGACACGUCUGCUCGGAAAAGACAACGGCCUAUUGGUCCCAAAUCCCUCUUCCGCACGGGACCCACACUUUUCACGCAGCCUGCCCAUUCUGCGCGCAUCAGCUUUCUGGCGAACAAGGCUACAUCAGACUUAUCUUCCAAGGACCUCUUGACUAACACACGUGAUUUGCCCUGGGACACCCUCUAAACUCAUAAACAUAAGCUAAAGGAUUCUGAAUUCAAACAGACUGUCAUCUUAAAUCAACUAUAUUUCAUUCUCUGGGCUUUGGCAGUUCACUUUGAGAUGAAGAAUACCUUUUUGUUCCUUUCCUUUCCUCCCCUUCUUUUGUAAUUUCAGCGCUUAAACUCCUUUGUAGAUAAUGGAAGACGUUUCUCUGUGAAGAAGAAAGCCAUGGAGGCGAGUUGGGGAGUGUCCGGAAGCUGUCCUUGCCCGUCCCUUUUUUUGUGUGACGGGAAAGAUUUAAAAUCCUUUGCCUUCAGUGUAAUGUUUUGAAGAACAUGCCUUCGAUAUCUAAAAAGUCGUCUCCUUUUUUUUCUAAAAGUGUAUAAUGAAGGGUAAAAGUGAUCAGUUCAAAAGGACAUUGAUUUUACAGUUUUGGAUGCAGCCUCUGUGUAAAAUAGAGCGUUAUGUAUAGUAAAACACCCUUUUUUCCCUAUUUAUCUUUACUAUGAAAAAAAAAAAUUAUCCUAGACGAGUUGGAUAGACUAGCGUGGUAGUGGAUGUGUAGAUUAGCUCUGGAUCCGGGAGAGGGUAGGAGAAGGGGGAACUGGUAGGCUGACUUUUUUCAAGAGUCUGAAACAAGAUUAAGUUGAUAGGGAAAAGAAAUGUUUUUGAGCAGAACCGAUGCAAGUGACAUUGACGUGCUGUUUUUCUUUUUCUACCCAAAAAGUGCUUAACCACAUGUCAGGUAAUCCAAGUAAAGAUUUUUUUCUUCCUUCCUUUUCUUUUCUUUUUUCCCUUCCUCCCUCUUUCUCUGUCUCGUCUAACUGUAAGAAAUGAACUGGUCACAUGAAAUUUACCUGGUAUUGGAAUAUGCAAUUUACCCUCGAUGAAUUUUUUUUUCCCCCUCUCUCUCUGUGUUAACUAUUUGGGGGGGGGGGGGAGUGUUGGGUUUUUUGGCAUUUGCAACAUUGAAAGGGUUUAUGUUUAUUUAAAUAAAACAAAAUAACCAA
Heteronotia binoei (common prickly gecko) is the source of this 2533-nucleotide messenger RNA. RefSeq names its product pellino E3 ubiquitin protein ligase 1 (gene PELI1). NCBI's taxonomy places the organism in Eukaryota, Metazoa, Chordata, Lepidosauria, Squamata, Gekkonidae. The record is from RefSeq and is a predicted model, not a curated record. Gene Ontology annotation, molecular function: ubiquitin protein ligase activity; protein binding. The coding region runs from base 260 to 1516 and encodes 418 amino acids. Gene Ontology annotation, biological process: regulation of Toll signaling pathway; protein K48-linked ubiquitination. The transcript is spliced from 7 exons.